Messenger RNA from Oppia nitens, 1215 nucleotides. RefSeq lists its product as uncharacterized. Gene Ontology annotation, molecular function: DNA binding. Lineage: Eukaryota; Metazoa; Arthropoda; Arachnida; Sarcoptiformes; Oppiidae. The record is from RefSeq and is a predicted model, not a curated record. The transcript has 2 exons. Bases 112 to 1215 code for a protein of 367 amino acids.
GACACAGACAUCUGAUCUCUGAUCGCUGAAGAGACAGACUUCAUAGGAUCAGAUCAUAUCAUCACUGAGAGAGAGAGAGAGAGAGACAGAGAGAGAGGAGUGACAAACAUAAUGUCCUCCGACGCCGACGCCUCCUUGACCACCAUCACCACCGUCGCCGUCGAGGCCGCCACUGCAUCGACAUCGACGUCAUCGCCGCUGCUGAAGAAUCGCCGCAAACCGAAAAGCGUUGUCUGGAAGUACUACGAAACGAUUGUUACCGAUGAUGGCCUCGACGGCGGCGGCCACGAAGUGUUGAGCUGUCUAUUUUGUGCCCUAAAGAUUAAGCCCGGUAUGGCCAAGAAUGCUACCAAAUUACGGCAACAUUUGGUCGAAAAGUGUAUGGAAGUACCGGCCGAUGUACGGGACAGUCUACGCGAUGUCGAUUUGAUUACCGGCGGUGGUGGUGGCCAAAAGAUUACGAAAACAGCGGCCAAAUCACUGGCCAAACAGUUGUCCAAACAGAUAAAACGUGAGGUCAAUGAAGACGAUUAUGAAGAGGAAGAGUCAUUUGAGACGAUGGCGACGACGACGACAACAAUUACACCGAUUAUCAGUCGAAGUGGUCGUAAAAGUAAACCAAACGUCAAAUAUAUUGAUAGAUAUGUCGAUGAAUUUGUUGGUCAUCAUCAGCAGCAGCAACAGCAGCGACGACAAACGUCAGCCAUGGCUUCGUCGUUCAGUAGACCAGAAKUAGCCGACGAUGAAAAUGACGAGUCUUUAGCUAAUAAUAAUAAUAAUAAUAAUCAAACAUUUAAUGAGACGCUAAAUAAGCGCCAAUUGGUGGCCAAAGUUAAGAAAUUGAAAGACGUUAACACACGUCUGUCUACACAAUUGGGUCAAUGUCUUCAACAGAUGGAUAUAUUGUCGAAGAUUAACAAACAAUUGGAACAGAGUGUCAGUUUGAUGUUCAGAUUGGAUUCAGUCAAUAGAGCCCAUUCGAUACGAUUUGAAGAUAAUGAUGAAGAAGUUGAAGAACUGACUGAACAGUUGAAUGCAAGUAACGAAGCAGUGAAUGAAUGGAAAGUUAGAUUAGAGGCUAUUAUAUUUGAAAACCGAAAAUCGGGCCGAAGUUUUUCGGGUCAAUCGGGAAACAAGAAGUCAUUGUCGGACAGCACAACAGAACAACAACAUCGAGAACCGAAUCAUCGAUUUGGCGAUACUUUCACUGUAUAG